GUCCGGAAAGAGUCACGGCGCGGGAAGUGUGUCUCUGCAUUUAUAAACACAGCUCCCACCCCGUGUCCUGGUAGAAGUGUUUACAUGUCAUUGCCCUCAGGUGUGACGGGGUAUUCUGUUAACGUUUUGACCAUCGUUUUUUCAUAACAAACCUCUAGAAUCAAAAUCCUCAGAAGGUCCAUCUCAUUCCCACAACUGGAACUCAGAAAUGUACAACAACAGCUACUCCCGGGCCACGCUUGGACUGGAGGCGAAAAAAAUCCACAAGGCGAAGGGGAAAAGCUGCGGCUACUACAUGAGGAUCGUCUUCUUCUUCUCGUCUCUGAUCCAAUCCCUCAUCAUCGCCAGUUUAGUGCUCUUCCUGGUGUACGGCCAGCCGGAGAAGACCGCCGAGGAGAAGAGAGUGGAAGAGCUGGAGCUGGCCUUUAACAAGCUCUCCACAGACAACACCAAACUCAGAAAAGACAAAGCUGACCUCACCAGUGCCCUCAAAGAAAAGACUGGAGAGAAGGAUGCAGCGGAUAAAGAAAUAGCAAAGCUGAAAAAUGACUUGAACUUGACAACAAUCAAGAGCAGUAACCUCCAGAAGUCUCUUUCUCUUUGUGAUGCCAGUAAAAUAAAGCUUUCAAGCACUCGAAAUACUCCACUCCCAUGUCCACCAAGCAACAACAAUCAGAAUGGUGAAAUAAAAACUCUAAAUACUCUUCUGGAACAGCAGAAAGUUCUAUAUGGAAUCCUUAAGAGUAACUUCAGCCAAACGGUGGAGUACCUUAAAGCUGACUUGGACAACGCAGUGAAAGAUAAAAAUGAACAUCAUAGUCUGGUGAUACAGCUGAGACAAGAAAACCUGAAUUUGAAAUCCGAGCUUGAUGUUUACACCAAGAAAUGCAAAGAAGACUUUGCAGAGUCCCUCCAAGGCAUCCAGACGGUCACAAGUGCCUUCCUGACCAAAAUCGACAACUUCUUCACCAACUCAGUCACGUUUCACCUCACCUGCUCGAAACAGGAAGAACAGAUGGAAAGGAUUCGCUCCAACUGCUCAAGCCUCUCUCGGCAGGUGGAGGACAAGUUCCAGAGCUACCUGGACAACGUGGGAGCGAAGGUCUCGAGCAUUCAAAAACAGAGCAGCUGGCUGGAAGUACAGAAUGCGGAACUGACUUCAGAACUGGACAAGUGCAAAACGGAUCGGGAAAAAGAGACUGCGGAGAGCAGCAAGAAACUGCAGGACGCCCAACAGAAGUAUGAUAAGCAACUGGAGCAGCUUCUCAAAGAGCAAAGCAGACUGAGGGACGCCAAAGAACUAGUAGAAGCCAAGCUUGCAGUGAAGGAUGCCACACUUAUAUCAUUGCAAAAUGGCUGCGUACAACAGCCCAAACCUGCUGGUCUUCAACCCCCUGGCAUAGCCGGCCCUUAUCCCCCCGCACCUGGUAGGGACCAUUAACCGCUAAAGGCUGGGUGUGGAGAAGGGAAUGAUCUGAAUCUCAAGGCCGGACUCCAAGUUUUUAAAUGUGUCUUGUGUGCGGGAGUUUCCUGAUUUUGAGCCUGUGAUCUCUUUAGUAAAUAGUGUCGUCACUUUGGAUCUCUGUAAAUGUACAUGCACUCUAAUGUUUAGUUCAUUUGUAUAGUUGUGUUUAAGCAUCAUGGGCUGUGAACUUGCAUGACAUGAUGUACUUCUGAGGUCUGAUUCAGUUAUUUAGAGU
This is a messenger RNA of Cyprinus carpio (common carp), 1700 nucleotides long. RefSeq names its product plasmalemma vesicle associated protein b. The record is from RefSeq and is a predicted model, not a curated record. Lineage: Eukaryota; Metazoa; Chordata; Actinopteri; Cypriniformes; Cyprinidae. Gene Ontology annotation, biological process: positive regulation of cellular extravasation; regulation of vascular permeability. Gene Ontology annotation, cellular component: caveola.